This is a messenger RNA of Drosophila persimilis, 2933 nucleotides long. Its product is annotated as transmembrane protein 198. Gene Ontology annotation, cellular component: plasma membrane. Lineage: Eukaryota; Metazoa; Arthropoda; Insecta; Diptera; Drosophilidae. The transcript is spliced from 5 exons. The coding region runs from base 510 to 1661 and encodes 383 amino acids. The record is from RefSeq and is a predicted model, not a curated record.
UGUGUUUUGUUGUACCACAAGCGAGUUCGUCUUGGCCCCGAUUGUAGCAGCACAAGUCCACACCGCAGCACCACCAGCCACCAGCCGUCGUCUCCGCUCCAAAUAUGUGUACACAAAAUAAUGAAAUUGCAACAUUUCUAUUAUAAAAUUUAAUGGUAAAACAAACGUUGAUCUGUCGCCACGGACAAACAGUUACAAGUUGAGAGCAACAAAGAUGUCGUCAUUCGAUUGAGAUUCGAGAUGCGAGGACGGUAAGAGAGUGCUCCGCCCUAUUUUGAGGCUUGUUGCAGAGGCUUGACACACAAAGCGGAGUGUUGUGGCAGGAGAGAGGGAUGCGAGGCUGAUGCGUGGUGGUACAAUGUACGGUUCAGUGCUGGAAUGCGUGGCCGAGUGAACAACAAAUAGCUGGCCUGGACUCUACACAGCUACCGUACUCGACGUCCAGCGUCCAAGCAGUUUUGCAUUUCUUAAAAAAAAAACAAACCAACCAAAACGCAUUUGCCGCCGGAAUGAGGGUGGGGGCGGAUGUGGUCUACGAUGGCCACGACUAUGGCAAUGAUGAUGCCAUGGGCAGUCCCCUGGACUGGCCAUUUCUGAUAAAGGGCAUCUUGGAGAACCAGACAUGCACCCCAACCGCACCGGAUACCCUGGCCGCCAUACUAUGGGCCAUUUUCGCCGUAUUCGGCAUCGUGUACGCCCUGCUCGGCUACCGCUGCCUUCGGGCCGUGGGCUUCCUCAGCGGACUAAUGGUGGGCGCCAAUGGCAUAUUCAUACUGCAGGACUUUCAGAUCACAUUCCUGGGCAAGCCGGCGGACUCGGCUUUGGCCAUUGUGGCCGGACUGCUGGGCGCCGUACUCGGUUCCACAUAUCCGGUCGCUUCGGUGCUGAUCAGUGCUUUCGCCGGAGCCCUGCUCUCCGGUGCCGCGAUGGCCGUUUGUGUGGCCACAAUGCCGGACAACGAAUUUGGGUACCGUGAAAUAUACGUGGCUGUGGUGGGUGGCGCCGUAAUCUGCUCGGUUCUCACCCUGUGCUGUGUCAAAUACGUGACCAUACUCACCUCCAGCAUUGUGGGCACGGCCAUGAUCAUCGGAGCCAUCGACUUCUUCAUGCACGGCCUGGAGACGUUCAAUUGGAUACUCAACAUGAGGCCGCAUCCAUUACCGCCUCCGUGCUAUGGGGGCCUCCUGAUAGCCGCCUGGCCCGUGACCAUUGUGCUCAGCAUCAUGGUGCAGUGCUUCAUAACCGCCUGGCGGGUGGACCAUCGCAAGCGUGUCUACAUGCGGCACCAUAACCAUCCCAACCAUCCCCAUGCUACGCACUUGCCGCACAGCCAGCAGCAAGCCGGACCUGGCCACGCCCAUGCACCCGUAAGACGAUCACAGUCGCGCACUCGCGAGACCCGCGAGGAGGCCAGACAGCGCAAGUUCCGCUACCUGUACCAGGUGCGAACGGCACGUGGCGACAUCAUAUCACAGAACUUUGUGUCGGCCCUGCAGAAGCGUAUCCAACUAAGUGGCACAGAGACGCCCUCGGAGAGGUCAAUCAAGACCAGCUCGAACGAGCGGAACACAUUCAGGAGUGACCGCACCCACUUUACCACCAUCCACGAUCCGGACUCGGAGCUGUGCGACAAGAUCGAAAUUGUCCGUGACAUUGGAUAACAAACAAGCAAUAGCUACAUGUAACUAUACCCGUAGGGGGGGACUACGGGCUGUGGUACUCUGGAAAGGCUUGGACACGGACACGGGUCGGGGGACAGAUCGAAUCGAGCGAGUGAGGAAGGAAUUUGCUCUAGCUGAGCAGCUGGAGGAGUUGGAGAGUAGGACACAGAAGUACGGUUACAUGUUGAAGCUAUAAAUUGGGCACAAAAUGCCUUACACGGAACGGACAAGAACGGAGGCACAAUGGAAGCAGAGCACAAGCCGAGAUGGAGUUGUGAGAGAGGCUUAUGUUGUAGCACUAAAUACGAGUAUCCAUGAAUGCACGUGGAAUAUUCAUGGAUCUAGUGUUUGGAUAUUAAGGAUUUUUGAGUGGAAAACACUGACAUACACAGAUCAGAACAGAGUUUGGAUUGCAUUGCAUUCAAAGGGAGAACCCAUAACCUAAACUUACUCUACUUAUUCGUGCACAGCUAGCAUUUAAGACAUCUGAUCACCAAAAUCCAUACGCAUCCAGAUGGUGCGUAGUGAUGGUGAUGAGCAAAAAAAGGCAUUUGUUCUCCCCACUUAAUCAAAUGUUACAACAGAACAUCCGAGUAUAAAUGGCAUGUAAUUCGGUAAAGUUUAAUGACUACAAUAAGUUGACUUCCGCGAGUGAUGAGUGAUUCUCGAUGAGUCAUAGGUAUAUCGUAUUCCUGGAACUAAAACUAACUUAACUAAAAAUACUAGUUACGCUUCUCCUUCUUCAAAUAUCGCAAUUUACUAAUCAGUUAAUAUCUGUGUUAUAUUUAUACGAUACGAUAAACCAAGUUACGAGUUGGACAGUUGGAAAUAUUUAUAUCAAGAUUGAGGCGAUUUCGUGAAUCGUUUCAGUGGCAUUUCGUUCCAUUUUAACUAUCAAAUAGUCCUAAGAACACGUUUAAAACUCCUUAUAUAGAUAACAGGAAUAUAUGGUAUAUCCCCAACUGAAGUAUCCUUAAAACAAGUGAAGCCAGGCACAACCAAAAACCAAACAAAAUACAAUUUAUAAAUAUAAUAAAAUACCUAUUAAGUACAAUAAAAACAAACAGUGAAGUGAAGGGAAAGAUGUACUAGGCUUAAGCACAUGUCCUUGUACUACCAAUACACUAUAUACGAGUACACUGACCUGUCUAGGCAGCUGAAUUUGGAUUUUAAACCAGUACAGCUGAACAUAUAUCCACAUAGAGUUAGAUACGUAUAUAUGUAUAUGCAUGUAGCUUUAGCAAUUGAAUAAGCCAAGGUUAAGACAUUUAA